AUGGCUGAAGAAGACUCUUCUUCCUCAUCUACUGCUGCCUCUCAGGAACAAGAACAAUUAAAAAACAGAAACUUGAUCAUAUUCUCUGGGGCAACAGACCACCACCCAGAUGACUUAACUAAAGGCCCCACUACUCUAUCCAGUUUUGCUGUUACUAAGCCUGGCGUUGGCUCAGCUAAGAAGUUGGUGAUCAAAAACUUUAAAGAUAAACCCCUACUGUUGAAAAAUUACAGUGAAGAAACAUGGCAAAAAUUAAAAGAAGCUAUACGAGCUAUCCAGAAUAAUACUUCUAUUAAAUACAGCUUAGAAGAACUCUAUCAGAAUGUUGAAAACCUUUGCUCCUGCAAUUUAUCUGCAAUCAUAUAUGAAGAAUUGAGGAGGCUUUGUGAAGACCACAUCAAAGCACAAAUUCAUCAGUUCAGAGAGGGUUCUUUGGAUAGUGACCUUUUUCUAAAGAAAAUGGAUAAAUGCUGGCAGGAUCAUGGCAGACAAAUGAUUAUGAUUAGGAACAUAUUUCUGUUCCUAGAUAGAACUUACGUUUUUCAAAUUUCAAUGGUGUCUUCCAUUUGGGACAUGGGGAUAGAAUUAUUUAAGUCCUGUGUGAUUUGUGAUCAGAAGAUUCAAAGCAGGACUAUAGAUAGCAUUCUUCUGUUGAUUGAAAAAGAAAGAAAUGGAGAAAUGGUUGACAGAUGUUUGAUUCAAAGGCUUUUAGCUAUGCUUUCUGAUUUACAGAUUUACCAAGAGUCUUUUGAAAGUAAAUUUUUAGAAGAAACAAGCAGAUUCUAUGCCGCAGAGGGAAGGAAGCUAGCACAAAAAAGAGAGAUUCCAGGGUGCCUUUACCACAUCAAGAAGCUCUUAGAAGAAGAAAUAGACAGAGUUAGAACCUACCUGCGCCUGAACACACAGAAACUGCGAAUUGCUAUUGUAGAAAAGCAGCUUCUAGGUGAACAUUUGUCAGCAGUUCUUCAGAAAGGCUUAAGUCAUCUUCUUGAUGAAAACAGAAUUCAGGAUUUGUCCCUACUGUACCAGCUGUUUAAUAGGGUAGAAUGUGGAGUUCAGGUUCUUCUCCAUCAUUGGAUUGAUUACAUACAGAAGUUUGGUAGUACCAUAGUUAUUAAUCCUGAGAAAGAUAAGACGAUGGUGCAAGAACUCCUGGAUUUUAAAGAUAAGAUUGAUUUUAUUAUUGAUACUUCUUUUCUGAAGAAUGAGAAGUUUAUUGUUGCUAUGGAAGAGGCGUUCGAAACGUUUAUUAACAAACGACCUAACAAACCAGCCGAGCUUCUAGCAAAGUAUGUGGAUUCAAAACUUUGUUCAGGUAACAAAGAAACUACAGAUGAAGAACUAGAAGAGUUGUUAGAUAAAAUAGUGGUUAUACUUAGGUUCAUUUAUGGGAAAGAUGUUUUUGAAGCUUUCUACAAAAGAGAUUUAGCCAAACGGCUCUUACUUGGUAAGAGUGCUUCCACUGAUGCAGAGAAGUCAAUGCUGUCCAAACUUAAACAAGAAUGUGGAACUGCUUUUACUAAUAAACUUCAGGGAAUGUUUAAAGACAUGGAACUUUCCAAGGACAUCAUGAUUCAGUUAAAAAAGUAUAUGCAAACCCAGAAUACACCUGGAAACAUUGAGCUAACUGUAAAUGUUCUGACUACCAGUUUUUGGCCAGCCUGUAUCCCUAAGGAGGUCCAGUUACCCCUAGAGAUGGAAAGGCUUCAGGAAACUUUCAAGAAUUUUUACUUGAGCAAGCACAGUGGUCGGAAACUUCAGUGGCAGCCAACUCUUGGGCGCUGUGUUGUUAAAGCUGAAUUUAAAAAGGGAAGGAAGGAACUUCAGGCCUCCCUGUUCCAAACAUUGGUGCUAUUGAUGUUUAAUGAAGGAGACCAGUUCAGUUUAGAAGAAAUUAAGACUGCUACUGGACUAGAGGAUAGAGAAUUAAGAAGAACUCUGCAGUCUUUAGCUUGUGGCCGAGCUAGAGUUCUCAUCAAAUAUCCAGUGGGUAGAGAGGUCGGAGAUGACGAUAAGUUCUCCUGUAAUGAGGAAUUCAAACACAGACUCUUCAAGAUAAAGAUCAAUCAAGUCCAGAUGAAAGAAACGGUAGAGGAAAAAACUGUUACCACAGAGAGAGUUUUCCAAGAUAGACAAUACCAGGUUGAUGCUGCAAUUGUUCGAAUUAUGAAGAUAAGGAAAACACUUAACCACAGUGUACUUCUUUCGGAAUUAUAUAACCAGCUAAAAUUCACAUUAAAGCCUGGUGAUCUGAAGAAGAGGAUAGAGUCCUUAAUUGAUAGAGACUACAUGGAAAGAGAUAAAGAGAAUCCGAACCAGUACAAGUAUAUUGCAUAA
Messenger RNA from Loxodonta africana (African savanna elephant), 2337 nucleotides. Its product is annotated as cullin-4B-like. Gene Ontology annotation, biological process: ubiquitin-dependent protein catabolic process; DNA damage response; protein ubiquitination. NCBI's taxonomy places the organism in Eukaryota, Metazoa, Chordata, Mammalia, Proboscidea, Elephantidae. Bases 1 to 2337 code for a protein of 778 amino acids. Gene Ontology annotation, molecular function: ubiquitin protein ligase binding. The record is from RefSeq and is a predicted model, not a curated record. The transcript has 20 exons. Gene Ontology annotation, cellular component: Cul4B-RING E3 ubiquitin ligase complex.